GAUAUUAUUGGAUUCUUCAAUUUUUCAUAAUUUCCCGAAUAUUUUCCAUUUUUCUCGUUUCAGUAGAAAUCUUAAUCGAACUGAUAUAAGCCAGAGAUCGGGUUCCUCGAGAUUAUUAUUUUUGUCUCAUUUUCUUUAAUUUCUAUUAUGUGGAUUUAAGUUCGAUUCUUGGGUGUAUUUCUAGAAUUUCGGGAGAGCUUCAGCCGUCAGUGAGGCGGCGACGCUGAUUGCGAUUCCGAUUUGUCUCUGGCGAGGGAUUUUCGAAGUAACGGGAGAAAAGAUGGUCAAUUCGAUGGUGGAAAGAGCGACGAGCGACUUGCUUAUCGGUCCAGAUUGGGCGAUGAAUAUUGAGAUCUCUGACAUUUGCAAUCACGAUCCUGCACAAGCAAAAGACGUUGUAAAAGGUAUAAAGGCGCGUCUCCGUAGCAAAAAACCGAAAGUCCAGCUUCUUGCCUUAACACUGUUGGAGACCAUUGUGAAGAACUGCGGUGAUAUUGUCCAUAUGCAUGUUGCUGAGAAAGAGUUACCUCAUGAGAUGGUGAAAAUGGUGAAAAAGAAGCCUGACUUUCAUGUGACAGAGAAGAUCUUAAUUCUAAUAGAUACCUGGCAAGAAGCUUUUGGAGGACCUAGGGCAAGAUAUCCCCAAUACUUUGUGGCGUACCAGGAGUUAUUGCGUCUUGGGACAGUUUUCCCUCAGAGAGCUGAGACAUCGGCACCAAAUUUUGCAGCACCAGAGACACGCCCUCCUAUAUCUUAUCAGCAAAAUCUUCGUAAUCCUGGAUCUGGAGCAGCUGCAGCUGAGUCAUCUGCUGAAGAUGAAUUUCCAACAUUGAGCUUGACAGAAAUUCAAAAUGCACGUGGUAUUAUGGAUGUCCUUGCAGAAAUGCUGAAUGCUUUAGAUCCUAGUAACAAAGAGGGAGUCCAGCAGGAUGUCAUCAUUGAUCUGGUGGAACAGUGUCGUUCAUUUAAGCAUAGAGUUGUUCACCUUGUUAAUUCCACAGCGGAUGAAUCACUAUUAUGUGAAGGACUAGCACUAAACGAUGACUUGCAACGUGUACUUGCUAAGCAUGAAUCACUUUCCUCCGGAGCGAUCUCUAAUAAAUUGGAGGAGGAAAAACCUGAAUCAGAUAAACCGUUGGUUGACAUCGAUGCUCCGCUUAUUGACACUGGUGAUAAACAAUCAGACAAAGGAUCUGCAUCCAGUGCUAGCUUAGGGACACAGUUACUGCUCCCUGCUCCUCCAGCAAGUAAUGGUGAAUUAGCAACUCCAACAAAAGUUGAUCCAAAGAUAGAUCUUUUGAGUGGAGAUGGAUUCAACUCUCUUACAAUAGACUCUCUGGCACUUGUUCCUGCUGGAGAGCCUCAGCCAGCGAGCCCUCUUGCAACUCAGCAGAAUGCUCUUGCUCUUGUUGAAAUGUUUCCUCAGAGUAACAACCAUCAAUCUUCAAGUGCAGCUGGACAAGCCUAUCCUUCAUCACCUCGUUUCCAGCAAACAACAAAUGUUCAAUCUCCACAACCUUCUUUAUUCCCAAAUGGAAGCAUUUCUGGUCCUAUGCUACCCCAACAUGAACAGUCACUUUAUUCUCAAGGCUCUGCAUCUGCCUGGAAUGGUCAGAUAACCCAGCAACAGCAGCCGGCCUCGCCCAUUUACGGUGCUCAAAGUAGCAAUGCUCUUCCUCCUCCUCCUUGGGAAGCUCAACCAGACAACAGCGACUCCGCCCUUAGCCAGCCUCAAGAAUUGCAAGUUACACAAGUAGCAGCAAGUUCCUCUCAGCCAUCAUCACCAAGUGGCACAUUUCUUCCGGGAUCACAAACCAUGACAAAUGACCAGGUCGUUGGAAUGCAUAUGCAGCCAAUCACUGGUGGCCACCUCCCAGCGAUCAACAACCAAGCUAUGCAAAACAGCCAAAUGCCAAGGGGCUCAAAUCCUCAACCAAUGGGCAUGCUUCCUCAACCAAUGCAAUCUGGACAGAUGGUUUAUAUGUAUCCACAACAGAUGUAUAGUAACCAAAUGGCUGCAUAUGGCUACGGUUAUGGCUAUGGUUAUGGCCAAGGUCAACAACAAAAUGCCCAGUUCCUAGAGCAAAGCAUGUCUGGAUUGUCUGUGAGGGACGAUAUUUCCAGGAGAAAUUCCACUAACUCAGUCUCCACAACCUCAUAUGUCCCAUCAGGAAAGCCAUCAAAGCCGGAGGACAAGCUAUUUGGAGACCUUGUCGACAUUUCUAAAUUCAAACCGGGGAAGACCACUCCAGGUAGAGCCGGAAGCAUGUGACAACUGAUGAUGGCCAUUUGCCUUUAUUUUGCUUGCUAACUUGCUCGGCCGCCUUAGUUCUUUUUUUUAGUUCUCUUUUUCGAGGGUUAAUUUUCGUUUGAUAUAUUCCUCACCUUCAUCAAUUGUAUUGCCUUCAAUUCUUUCGUUUUUGCUUCUUAAUAUUCUGGGGUUUCAUAUUGUUAUUAUAAUGAUGUACAUUUGAUGUAGAAAGGAAAACUCAUAUAAAAGGAAGGGAUAAGACAUUAUUUUGUUCGGAUAUGAAUAAGGCAUCAAUUAUUCUCUAUGUA
This is a messenger RNA of Sesamum indicum (sesame), 2559 nucleotides long. Its product is annotated as TOM1-like protein 9. NCBI's taxonomy places the organism in Eukaryota, Viridiplantae, Streptophyta, Magnoliopsida, Lamiales, Pedaliaceae. Gene Ontology annotation, biological process: protein transport to vacuole involved in ubiquitin-dependent protein catabolic process via the multivesicular body sorting pathway. The record is from RefSeq and is a predicted model, not a curated record. Gene Ontology annotation, molecular function: phosphatidylinositol binding; ubiquitin binding.